GACAGGAGGUAGGAGACAGGAGCUAGGAGACAGGAGGUAGGAGCUAGAACAUUUCAGACAGAUCCUGAGACUUCAGAACCAUAUUGAUGAAGCUCAUCAGAUGUUAUUCAGAUCUGGGUAGAAGGUUCUGGGUCCAGGAUCACGCCUAAACACCAACGGUAGUGGUUUAGCUCUCAGCAGUCCACCGGACCAAGUCCACAUCCAGGAACUGUGGAAGGAUCUGCAUCGAAGCUCCCUGAAACUUGUAGACCUUCUUCUCUAAAGGGUUCCACAGCUAAAUGAUCUUCUUAAAGAACCCUGGAGCUUCUUUGGGAACCAGAAAUAUUUCUGUCUUCUGGUUAAGGAGUUCCUGAAGCUCCUCAAACAUUCCUGGAGGUUAUGAAGAAGAUCACCAUGAACUCAGAAACUGUUCCGCAUCAGAAAUGCCUUCAUCAUCAGGCGUGACGGAGCAAAAAGACAUAGAGAGAGUUAUUCCCCAGAUUAAAUAGAUGAAUAGAAAGAUAAUUUAAAGUUACGCUGUGAAUUUAGGAGAAAAAAAUACUCCUCGAUCAUUAACUGAUAAUCUGCUGUAUUCAUUAAAAAUGGACGCUGCGUCUGUCUCCAUCUCAUUAUUAACUCAUAAUUAUCAUUUAUACCUUUCUAAUCACCUCCCUGUGGGAAUCACUAAUAAAACCUCAGAAAAUUGGCAGUUUCUGCUGGUAUGUCUGCUUUUCCCAGCUGGACCCUGAAGGCAGCACGAUGGAAACAUGAGCCCUACACUCACAGGUGCAGAUACCUGGCUGGGUGUGUGAGCUUAACAACAACAACAGAGGAAGAAUGAGCCCCGCCCCUCUCACCUGCCCAGGUGCGUCAGUGGGAGCAGUUUGGCUGGUUCCUCAGGCUCCUGCUGGGUGACAUUUCAUCAGAACAACGAGCUGUAAUCACUUCACUGGCACAUGCCGAGCUGAAGACUGUCUCCAGUAGACAAGGGACACCUGGGACACCUGGGAGUCACCUGACUGCAAAACCAGGAAGAAGCUUCACACCUGGACAACUGAAUGGAGUCGGAUUCCCCCGAACAAGGAGCGCCAGGGGCCGCUGCUGAGGCCCCGGGCCCCAACAACAUCCAGGACAUGGAGCUGAGGGAGGAGUGGCAGGAUGAUGGGUUCCCCAGGCCACUCCCAGAGGACUGUGGGGCUCAAGAGGAUCUGGAGGCUGAGAGUCCAGCAGUAGGUGCUACAGAUUCAGCCCCCUCCAACAGCCUUGCCUUGUCGGCUGCAGGUGGAGGAGGUGCUAAGAAGCGUCUGGCGGCACCGUCUCUCAAUCUCACGCUGAGCCAACAAGAUUCUCACGACCCAAACAAUGACAGCUUUUCAGCUGCUGCGCUAUCAGGGACUCCAGACGAGACGCCAUCACUUGACAUCAACCUGGAGGCUUUGGAGACGCCAUCGGGCAGUGAGACGGGAACACUGCCGGACAGUAUGUACGAUCUGGAGUGGGAAGAUGAUCUUCCACGGAUGGGGAAGGACCGGUCUACGGGUGGGGUUGGAAGCCCCGUGGAGCAAACCGAGGGUCUGAUGGAGCUCGAUCAGAUAGACGAGAAGGGACGCCGCUGGAGGAGGUUUUCCAUCUCCGGACACGAAUACAACGUCAACAUGAGCGUGCUGGAACCGUACCUGCAGGUUCUGUCACAUGGAGGUUACUAUGGAGACGGGAUGAACGCCAUCAUUCUGUUCACUUCCUGUUACCUGCCAGAGAACACAGUGGAGAACUAUGAAUACGUCAUGGAAAACCUGUUCAGGUACAUUGUAGGAACGCUGGACCUGAUGGUCUCAGAGAACUAUGUGUUGGUCUACCUGUGUGCCAUGGCUCCCAGAAACAAGCUGCCAGCCAUCAAAUGGCUCCACCAGUGCUACACCUCCAUUGACAGGAGGUUGAAGAAGGAUCUGAAGGGACUGCUGGUUGUCCAUCCUGCCUGGUACAUCAAAGCUCUGUUAAUGCUCGUCAAACCCUUCAUCAGUGAUAAGUUCAGCAGGAAGAUUCGCUUUGUCCAGAAUCUGCAGCAGCUCUCUCAGCUCAUCCCCACAGACAGGCUGCAGAUCCCAGACGCGAUACGACAGUAUGAUGAGAAGCAGAGCAGAUGACAACCUGGGAUUGAUUGGAUUGUGCAGGCUGAAGUUCAUGAAGCCGUCAGCCUGCUCACCUUCUGCCUACGGGAUGUAAAGUGUUUUUAUUUAUGCUGCCUUCGUUUGUAUGGGGAGGGUUUAAGGAACUGUUCCUGGGUCAGUUUUCCGACUCGUUUCAGACCUGCUACAGAACGACAGCUUCAGGUUGACCUAAAGGAGUUAUGGCGGUUCCUUCUGAUCCAACCAGACAGAUCUGACCUCACCUUCAUGGAAGCCAUGUUCAGAGAUGGAGACGAGCUUCAUCAGGAGCUCUUCCUCCUCAGACUGAAGACCAGAUCCUCGCUCUUCACAGAACUUCUGCUGCCUUUUCUCUAAGUAGGACCAGACAAGUCCAACAUGAACUCACCGUUUCCACAGCAAAGUUUGAGUUGAUCAUGUCUUGGAGGACCAUCUACAACCAACGCUAUCUCUGUCCAAACUCUGACGGUUGACUGAGCCUGGCUGCUCUGGUUGCUUCUAGUCUGGUUUUAAUUUGGGUUUCAUGCUGUUCUGCUGGGGAGGAGCAGUUGUACAGGAGGCUUCUGAUUGGUUGCUGAUACUUAUUUACCUGCUGCACCUCCUGUAAUAAAACAUUCACAUUAUG
This is a messenger RNA of Fundulus heteroclitus (mummichog), 2748 nucleotides long. RefSeq names its product BCL2 interacting protein like (gene bnipl). The transcript has 10 exons. Gene Ontology annotation, biological process: apoptotic process. The coding region runs from base 1038 to 2123 and encodes 361 amino acids. The record is from RefSeq and is a predicted model, not a curated record. Lineage: Eukaryota; Metazoa; Chordata; Actinopteri; Cyprinodontiformes; Fundulidae. Gene Ontology annotation, cellular component: cytoplasm.